CCUCUCCUUAUCGUUCGAAAGAUCGGUCCUCAUUCAUAUAAUAGUACGACUGCGUAUAACGGCCAGAUGCUGUGUACUCAUUAUGUGAUUGAGAUUUUUUUAUUGAGGAACCCAGGCUCACGGUUACACCACUAUCACACACAACAUGUCGUCUUCCCCAGAAUCCUCAUAUGCCUCUUCACGAUCGCCUCCUGAAUCGGACGCUUCCUCUCUCACAGAGAUAUCAUCUCAGACCACAAGCCUGCCUGAUAGGACCGCGAGGCCUAACGAGAGCUCUAAGUCCACUUUUCUCUUUGUCGACUGCCAGGCAGACACAACGCGCAAUUCAAGAGUCGGCAAGCAGAAGCAGGCAUUUCUCCAGAAGAGAUACCAUGAAAAGCAGAAGCAGGCCUCUAUCGAUAGAUUGAAGACUUCGAAGCCCUUGUCAAAAGCGCGCCUACAGCUCGCUCACACACUAGCAAGUGAUGCUACGAACGCAUUCUCUUUCAACACUCUAUUGCGCAAGAACACGGAACACGAGGAGACAGAAAACCAUAAUGGCUCUUCCAAGCAGAUCAGUAAGAUAGCUGAGAUGUGGUCUCUGAAGGCAUAUCUCAGCCAGGGCUAUGUGGACCCGUUCUCUUCCUCGGCAGUGAAUAUGACGGACUCGAUGAAUUUGUAUUUUCAUCACUUUAGGAUCCACACUAUCGCAUCAUGCUAUCCCCUUGAUUCCACACGGAUGAGUAUCUGGUGGUGGCAGAGGGCGAUCACUCAGCCAGCCCUGCUCCAGGCCCUUCUCUUCCUGACUGCAGGCCACCACGCAACUCUAGAAUCCAACAACGGGGUCUCAUCCACCGCCAUUCAACGGUCAAUUAAAGACUCGCUUCGCCUUCGAGGCGAUACACUUAAGACCCUGAACCAUAUUCUUCAAGAUCCCGUAAAGGCUGUCGCUGAGUCGACCACUCUUAUCGUAGCUUCCCUUGUGGCAAUUGAGGCUGUUGAUGCUAAUGUCGAGGCUCUUCACGCCCACACGAAGGGACUCAAAAGGCUUAUAGACUUGCUGGGUGGCCUGGAUUCGUUAGACCACAUGACCCUUUCCAAGAUCUACCAGAGCGACGUCAAAAGCGCAGCUCUGAAAAACUCACGACCCACCUUCCCGAUGUCCGCCAGAUUCCGAAGUGAGAUCCUGCAAGAGUCAAUAGUCUUCCGGGCAAAUGAUAGUCUUCAAAUCCCGGGAGACCUAUCCUCACUCGGCAAGAACUUCUUUAACGCUCCCUGGUACUCGGAGCUCGCUCCUAGAAUGAAGACCUUACUUCAGGUACUUCGACGACUAAUCCUAUACUUCGAAGCUGCACAACGUCAACCAUCUAUCGUGAUGCCUACUGACAAUGACCUCUUCCUUGUUUUUGAACAUCAACUACUAUCAUUCAGCUACGCAGCGGAAGCCGAUAAUCUUCAGGAGCCUCUGCGCCUUUCGCUGCUGAUUUACAUUAAUCUGCGGAUCUGGCAUUUCCAGACCUUCCCUUUCAUGCAAUACAUGGUAGAGGCUUUGAGACAGAGUCUCGCUCCAAGGAUGCCUUAUUUCCAGAAGACAGCUCCGGACCUGCUGUUCUGGACUCUAUUCAUUGGUGGCAUGGCUUCUCUGGGGUAUAAGUGUCAUCCCUGGUUUGUUGUCCGGUUAACGGACAUGGCUCAACGUCUUGGGUUAGAUGAAUGGGUAAAGGCACGAUCUUUACUGGCGGGCUUCUUUUACACGGAUCAACCUGCGGAAAAGGAGUCUGAUAAUCUGUGGAAUGAAGUUCUCUUGUCAGAGAGUUAUCGUUAUAUUGCGCCUAAGCCGACCUUGCAUGUAGUCAGGGCAUGAACGGACCUGUUAAAGGCCGGGAAGUUCACUCAAACAUGAAGUAUCGUAACGAGAAGAUGCCAUAUAAUCCUUUUACAGCGAAUAUAGGCUCAUGAACUAUGUAUAUCUUGAGAAUUGCGCUAUUGGUAUCCUAUCUUAACCCUCUUUAUAUUAUCUUUUACACCCUCC
Messenger RNA from Aspergillus alliaceus, 2011 nucleotides. RefSeq lists its product as uncharacterized. The coding region runs from base 146 to 1843 and encodes 565 amino acids. The record is from RefSeq and is a predicted model, not a curated record. Lineage: Eukaryota; Fungi; Ascomycota; Eurotiomycetes; Eurotiales; Aspergillaceae. The transcript is spliced from 5 exons.